Oxyura jamaicensis (ruddy duck) is the source of this 1564-nucleotide messenger RNA. RefSeq names its product acetyl-CoA acetyltransferase 1 (gene ACAT1). Gene Ontology annotation, biological process: fatty acid beta-oxidation. Gene Ontology annotation, molecular function: acetyl-CoA C-acetyltransferase activity. NCBI's taxonomy places the organism in Eukaryota, Metazoa, Chordata, Aves, Anseriformes, Anatidae. The coding region runs from base 27 to 1322 and encodes 431 amino acids. The transcript has 12 exons. The record is from RefSeq and is a predicted model, not a curated record.
AAAUAAGUCUCUCGUUGGCACGAAGCAUGGCCGCGGCUAGCAGGAGGCGGCUGCAGCGUUGUCUCCUUUCUUUCCAGUGUGCCGCAAAGGCGAGAGCCGGGCAUGAUCUGGCUUUGAAGUACACAAGCCGUGGCUAUGCAUCACAGCGUACUUUAAAUGAAGUGGUGAUAGCGAGUGCUGCAAGGACACCAAUUGGCUCUUUCCAAGGAUCUCUCUCGUCAUUGCCAGCCACCAAACUGGGUUCCAUUGCAAUUAAAGGAGCAAUUGACAGAGCUGGUAUCCCCGUGGAAGAAGUUAAAGAAGUGUACAUGGGGAAUGUCUUGCAGGCUGGACAAGGACAAGCUCCGGCAAGACAAGCAGUCCUGGGCGCAGGUCUGCCCAUCUGCACUCCUACUACAACUGUCAAUAAGGUCUGUGCUUCAGGAAUGAAAUCGAUCAUGAUGGCAGCACAAAGCCUGAUGUGUGGGAGUCAGGACGUCAUGGUUGCUGGUGGAAUGGAGAGCAUGUCUAAUGUUCCCUAUACAAUGAGCAGAGGAGCAACACCGUACGGAGGAGUAAAACUGGAAGAUCUGAUAGUAAAAGAUGGACUCACAGAUGUCUAUAACCAUAUCCAUAUGGGCAACUGUGCUGAGAAUACGGCGAAAAAGUUCACCAUUUCACGAGAGGAACAAGACACUUACGCCAUAGGCUCUUACACUAGGAGCAAAACAGCCUGGGAUUCGGGAAUACUCAAAAAUGAAAUAGUUCCUGUCACUGUUUCUAAAAAAGGAAAGCCAGACACAGAAGUGGCAGAAGAUGAAGAAUAUAAACGUGUGGAUUUUAGUAAAGUUUCAAAGCUGAAAGCUGUUUUCCAAAAAGAAAAUGGAACAGUUACAGCUGCUAACGCCAGUACUCUGAAUGACGGAGCAGCUGCUUUGGUUCUGAUGACUACAGAGGCAGCCAAGAGACUGAAAGUUAAACCUCUGGCACGGAUAGUUGCUUUUGCAGAUGCUGCUGUCGAUCCUAUUGACUUUCCUAUUGCACCUGCAUAUGCUGUUCCCAAGAUUCUAAGUGAGACGGGCCUGAAAAAAGAAGACAUUGCAAUGUGGGAAAUCAAUGAAGCCUUCAGUGUUGUGGUGCUGGCCAAUAUUAAAAUGCUGGGCAUUGAUCCACAAAAAGUAAACAUUAAUGGAGGUGCUGUCUCUCUUGGGCAUCCAAUAGGAAUGUCUGGAGCAAGAAUUGUUGUUCACAUGGCCCACGCCUUGAAACAAGGACAGUAUGGGCUUGCGGGAAUUUGCAAUGGUGGAGGAGGCGCUUCUGCGAUACUGAUUGAGAAGCUGUAGGCCCAAGCAGCUGCUGGAAAACAAAGCCUUAACCACUCCGAUGUGAGUGAUGAGCAACACCUGUUACAUCUCAUCUCUGAGUGGAUGGAUUCCUUAAUGGCUGUUCUAAAGUUUCUAAAACGUCACUGAUACAGACAGCGGGGCUUUUGUAACUUUGACUCAAUGCAAGUUUUUAUACAGUACAAGUAAAAAAAAAUCAUGAUGAUGGAUCAAGACCUGACAAUAAAGAAUGUCUAUGUCAA